UUUGCGCGCUCUGAUCCAUACAUAUUUUGGAGUCAGGUUCUUAAUUAGAGCGCGCUUGCCGCAUCCUGUAGCUGGUGGCGCGUGUGCGGGGUAGCGUGAGCGUGUGAGUCUAUUGAAAGUCUCUGUGUGUGUGUGUGUGUGUCCUGGGAGAGAGUGGCUCUGGGCUGAAGGUGCGCCUGAGCCUCCUGUCUCGUCUCCCUUCCAUCGCCUCGCGUGCAGGUGCCACGUUCCUAACGUGCCGAGAGGCUUAAAGCGCGCACAUCACGCAGACGGCCAUGGCGGAGGAUCCGCAACACGGGGACACCCAUCAUCACCCGGAGUGUGUGAGCGGACAGAGGGAGGCUGAUAAAGAGCCGAACAAAGAGGGAGAAGGAGAGAAAGAGGGAGAGGGAUCCGGUGAGACUUUCACCAUGGAGCAGGAGAUGAAGAUCAGCGACGUGGAAGAUAAAGAUCUUCUAGAAAGCAGUCUGCGUCUGAAACCCCACGAGGCACAAAGUUACCGGAAGAAGGCGUUGUGGGUAUCAUGGGUGUCCAUCGUGGUGACGCUGAUCCUUGCCAUCGCAGCUUUUACUGUUUCUGCCAUGAGAAGCAGCGCCUCUGCAUUUGGCUUUGCUUUUGACGCCGCACUAGACGUACUGAGCUCCAUCAUUGUGCUGUGGCGCUACAGCAACGCAGCAGCCGUGCACUCUGCCCACAGAGAGUACAUGGCUUGUGUGGUUUUGGGGGUGGUGUUUAUCCUGUCUGCACUAACCAUCCUGGUUAAGGCUAUCCAUGAUCUGGCUACCAGAGUGCUCCCUGAAGUGGACGACUUCCUCUACAGCGUGUCGGUGCUCAGUGGCCUGGUGUGCACAAUUCUGGCUGUGCUGAAGUGCAUGCUUGGUAAAGUGCUAACCAGCAGGGCACUCAUCACUGAUGGCUUUAACUCGCUGGUGGGCGGAGUCAUGGGUUUCUCCAUCCUCAUCAGCGCUGAAGUGUUUAAGCACAACCCGAAGGUUUGGUAUUUGGACGGCACUAUUGGUGUGCUGAUUGGACUCAUCAUCCUCGCUUAUGGCAUCAAGCUGCUGAUUGACAUUGUCCCUCGAGUGAGACAAACCAGACACUAUGAGCGCUUCGAGUAGGAUCAACAGCACACAGUGGAGACAGUGGACUCUAUUUGCAUACACCCACCCACCCACCCACACACACACACACACACACACACACGAGAUUCUCGACAAGAAGGGAAGCACUCACCCACGCACAAACACUCCAAUACAUAUAACACACACACAAUACACAAUGCAUCACAGCAAUCUUUCAUUGUCUCCAGUGUCACCCCUGUUCUGUGAAGAUGCUCUGAAUAAGACGAAGAUGAAGUAGAACAAGAACAGGAACAGGAACAAAAGUCUUGAAGAUAUUAAACUGGGUCAAGGGAGCGUUCUUCAUGAGUCUGGCAAAUCUACUACAGCUGAUCUUGAUGAUGUUUAAAAAGGACAUUAACCAUCUUAAAAAUACUGAGAUACUGAGUAUGUCUUUAUGUGUAUUUAUCAUUUGUCAAGAUGAGAAAGCGUCUUGCAAUGAAAACACACCUGCUCUUAUACACUCAUUACAUGUGGCUGGGCGUGCCAGAGACUGGAGUGUCUGGCGAAAAAUAAAAAAAAAGGAGAGAGAGAGAGAGAGAGAAAGAGGUACCUCAAGCGGUACCUCAGACACAAAACUAUACUUAGCAUUCAUUCAUCUUCAGCAGGAUCAUUCUGUGCACCUAGAGCGACAAAUGAAGAAGCAGCUGCCACGCUGUUACUGUAACUAGAAUUUCGCCUCAUCUGGACAUUUUUCUUCCUUAAAUGUGAUUACAGGAUGUGGAUUUCUUCGCCAGGUGGACGUCUACCUCUCUACAAACCCGCUAGGUGCAGUACAAUCACAUCCUGCAGCUCAUACAGUAAUAAUGGACAGAUAUGACAGAGCAUCAUAAGUAGAGUAGAAAAAUGUGAUUGAAACAACAGGCACAAGAAGCACACUCCAACGCAGCUGUCCAAACCGGAACAUCCAAGAGUUAGAACAGCACAGAAAGAUUAGCACACUCAUAAUUCUUAAUAGUGUACAUAAACACUCAGAGUUACGUUGUUCUGAAAGUCAAAAGUUUAAUUUAUAAUAAUUAUGUAUACUUAUACAUUGUUUAUCGUAGAUUUAUUAGUAGUAGUAAACAUUCGAGUUUGAUGAAUAUGCUACGUAAUUAAUGUAAAUGAUUGGAAUUAGCUAGAAUUUGCCGGUGUUAGGUUAGGUGACGUGGCUGGUGUACACAUUCAAAUGGUGCAGUCAUGUGUUACGUUCGAUUAAUUCAAAGCAAGGUAUCGUCUUCUGAUGAAGUAUUUUCCGUUUACGCACAAAUUGUACGAAUGUGAUCGUACGGUGAUUAGCACAGCUCUGGUUUCAGGGUUCUAAAGUCUAAAAAGUCUAAAAGACAUUUUACUGGAAAAAAGUAUCUUACUGUGUGAUGUCAACUUUGAAGAAAUUAGCCAGGUAUUUGGAGAAAACAUGUUACUAGUCAAUAAACCGCUGGUCAUAUCACAAUGUUAUAAAUAAACUUCUCUAUAUUGAUAGUUUUUACCUAUAUAUAACUCAUAACCGCAUACUUUUUCAUUGCAGCUCAAUUUUCAGACUUCAGCUUUGGGACAGCACUGAAUUGUGGGAUUAGAAAUCAUUCUGAUACACAGCUGUAGAAAACUUAAGUUAAAAAAAGUGUUCAGAAUGAGUAUAUUGUGAAUAAAAGUCCUGGGAUGAGCACCGAACAGUCUUAAUGAUUACAGCAGCAGUUCUUCAGUAUCUAAAUCUACAGUAUCCAGGUGACCAGGUUAGGAAGUUCUUUAGAGUAUGACCUUUCCAAUAAGAAGCAAAGAGGCUAACCCCUUUUUUUUUUGCCAGUCAAUUUAUUAAUAGUAUCAUUGACCUUUGUUCUAGCUAGUGGCUAGUAUUAGUCUUGUAUAACUUCUCAUUCCAUGGUCAGAUUACCUCACAAACUCUAGUCUUAUUCUUGCUUUUGUAACAGUCAUUUCAUGAAACUAUUAUUUGAAACUUAAAGUUACUUCACUUGAAAAAUAAUCAAAACCCCUCAUGAACACUAAUCCAAGCUAAUCUAGUUAAAGACUAAAGUCUGUUAAGCUAACCAUUGUUUACAUUUUUUUAAAUUUAUUUCUAACUUGGUUAUUUCUGUCAUUAAUUCACCUAUAGAAUUCUAAUUCUAGCUAGGAACUAGCAUUAGACUUAUGUGGCUUAUAGAACAUACACAUUGUCCUUUAAUAUUUGUUUAGGAGUCAAUUAUUAGAGUUUUAUAUUAAAGUUGGUUAUUAAUCAAAUCACCUCACAAAUGAUAAUUCUAGCUAGUUAAAGAUUAGCAUUCAGAUUAUGUAACUUUUCUGAUGCUCAUAUCACAGUCCAUUCAGCUAGUCUUGCUAGGACAUAGCAUUAGGCUCAUGUAGUAAAUGAUACUUCUACUGUAGCUAGUCUAGUUAGAUACUGGCACUAGAUUGAUGUAGCUUACAUGUUUAUUUAUUUACU
Molecule: messenger RNA, 3534 nt
Organism: Tachysurus vachellii
Lineage: Eukaryota; Metazoa; Chordata; Actinopteri; Siluriformes; Bagridae
Gene: tmem163b
Product: transmembrane protein 163b
Exons: 8
Coding region: 276-1118 (280 amino acids)
Cellular component (GO): synaptic vesicle membrane
Molecular function (GO): zinc ion binding
Source: RefSeq, a predicted model, not a curated record